GACUGCGAUAAGGGUAAAAGGAAACUCCUUCCUGACUAUUUACUUCGGUUUUCUUUUCCGCUUUUUAGAGCGCAUUUUCUAAACUUUGAACUAUUCGAGAUCUUACUAUCUUUUAAAAACAACGCUGUAGUCUGCAUAAUAGGAUUCUUCAUUAGUGGAAGUUCAUUUCAAGUAGCGCAAGGAUUUCCAUUAACGCUUUUCGGACCACUGAAAACAUUUAUGAUUAAGAUAUUUUGGCAUCCUAUACAUUAGAAGUAAAUCGAUUCACAAUGAAUAAUAAUGGAACCACCAUGUCGGAUUACGAGCGGAUACGUAUUGUGAUUUUGGGUGGUGCAGGUGUUGGAAAGAGUUGCAUUGUAAAACGAUUCCUAACCAAUACUUACACAGAUAAAUACAGAAGUACAGUGGAAGACCUAUAUAACCGUGAAUACGAUUUAGGACAUAUGACAUUAAAAGUGGACAUUCUGGAUACGGCAGGCGAUAUGCAGUUUCCCGCAAUGAGAAGAUUGUGCAUUGCCACAGCUCACGCCUUCCUCCUAGUUUACGCUGUUACAUCGGCGCCGUCUUUUACUUGUAUUAAACAAUGCUUUGAAGAAAUUCGAGAACAAAGGGCUGAUUUUCAAGAUGUACCUAUUGUUGUGGCUGGAAACAAACUUGAUCUUACAACAACGCACAGAGAAGUUCGCAUUGAAGAUGUUUCGGAGUGGGUUUAUUGCGAGCUUCCAAAACUAAGAGUAAAGGUUUUAGAAGUGUCUGCUAAGGACGACAUUAACGUUAAAGAAAUCUUUCGAUCAUUUUUAACGUUAUCGAGGAUAUUUCCAAAAGACGCAGACGAAAUAACCGGAUUAAAAAGAAGAUCCAGUGCUUACGUUUCGGCGAGUAGUAAAGGAGGUCGAAGAACCGAAAGUCCGGCGCUAGAAAAAGAGAAAACAAGUUCCGCGGGAGAGGGCAGCAACUCUUUAGGAGAAUCAAGAGCAAAACCACGCUCCAGGUCAUUAAUUCGAAGAUCUAGUAGGAAGACCAAGCAACAAAUACGUGAUGCGCACAACACGACCGAAGAAUGUAUUGUAUCGUAAGACUGUUUAAUAUGUACAUUAAAAUUUAUGAAAAACAAACAAAAUCUCCGUCUAAAUUUUUAUUAGUUUUAUAACUAUUGGACGUUAGGUGUUAAUUAGAUGUUUAAUGGGUGUUUGCAACUGAAUGUGACAUGAAAUAAUGUUAGGUAUGCCACAGUAAACUAGGUGUUAUUGCGAGCCUCAGAUUAACAUCUAGAUUUUUGUGGACAAUCCCCCAUGUCUGUGAUCUGUAAUAUCAAAUUUUCUCAAUCUACAAAGUGAACCAGUUUAAAUGCACACCCCCUUGCAAUUUACAGUACAAAUUUAUCGGAUUUCGAUUCAACUUUCGGUACACGUUAAAAUGUCUUUGGUUGGAGGUCGGAGGACGUGAGCAUUAUUAAUUAGAACACAUAGUACAUUUAAUUACUUUAUAAUGAUGUGUUGUUUAUGAUUAGAUUAGAAUCUGAUGAUUCUAGUGAAAUUUAUUCGCGGAUCAAAUAAUGAACAUAUCUGUGGCCUCGAUGCUAUUACAUUAUUUCCCCAUGUCAAAUAUAGGCAAUUUAAAUAGACUGAAAUAAAAAUAUGUACCUAGGUAAUUAAGACACAGAGAUCGUUCUAAAACUAAAAGAUAAUGACACAGAAACCCGUUUUGAAACGAAUGAAAAUAUACUAUCUAAAAUCAAAAUGGCAUCUAUUAUGUUGUGUUGGAAGUAUUCAUAACUGUUCCUCACAUCAUGUUGAGGGUGGAUGUUUUUAUUUAUGUAAUGUAUUUCGUGCAAUCGCGAAAUUUCGGAUUAACCGAUGCACGUCUCACCAUCUUUUAAGCUUUACAUAUAUACAUUUUUUACAUACGCAUGGAAGAUCUCAUAAGCCAUUUAACUUUAAAUGCUGCUGCUAAAUGUACUUCUCAAAACGGAAAUAAUAGAAGAGGUAGAAGUUAUUUAAGUAUAUAUAGUAAGUAAUUUAUUAUCUAUGGGUUUCAUUGUAAUUUUUUUAAAACAUAUGAUGUACACUGAAUUACUUUCAAUUUAUUAUGGUAAUGAAGGUCUUGACUUGUUUGAUAAAUUGAUGCAUGUUCAUUAUUAUUUUCUCAAUGUUGGAUAUCUAAUUCACAUCAUUAAAAUGGAGGAAUAUUGAACAUUUCAAUUUAUGCAACAACCCAAUUCCUGUUUAUUUAAUUGCAAUGUACCUAUAUCACCAUCUUAUCACCAACUUUUAUGUACAUAUAUUCAUUUAACAAUUUAAGGUGCAUUUUGAUUAAUUAGCAUUUAUGAAACAAAGGGACAAAAUAAAUUCCUUUAAAUUUCAAUUAACUAAUUAAAAUGCACUAUUAAUAACGAAAAUGUUUUUUCGUAGUAAUAUGAUUUCCAUAAUAUGAUGUGUUUAGACACAAAUACGUCGUUAAUACCUAUACAAAAUAUUUUAGGAAUAUAGGUACCUACUGCUGCUUCAAUUGCUGUUGUCACCUACCUACCUAGUUUUAUUGGUAUUAACUAAUCGAAAUUUGUGGUGUGAUACUAGUGUUAUAAAAAAUAUUGAAGGUGAUGUUGCGUUGACAUUUCAUGAUGAAUUACAACAUAAAAUUAUAAAUGAGAUUUAAAA
Messenger RNA from Photinus pyralis (common eastern firefly), 2657 nucleotides. Its product is annotated as GTP-binding protein Di-Ras1. NCBI's taxonomy places the organism in Eukaryota, Metazoa, Arthropoda, Insecta, Coleoptera, Lampyridae. Bases 270 to 1076 code for a protein of 268 amino acids. The record is from RefSeq and is a predicted model, not a curated record. Gene Ontology annotation, molecular function: GTPase activity; GTP binding. The transcript has 4 exons.